AUGUCGCAAAAAAGACCAACCAUUGUCCCGUACCGCCAAAUCAGAGCCCAGUACGACGACACCACAAUCACCGUCUACCAGGCCUUUUCCCCUUCCAUCGCCACUGCCGCUGUCGCCGCGCAGCGUCUCGACGCCUCGCCUGACUUCAAGCACGGCCGCAUGACUUGGGUCAAGCCCAGCUGGGCCUGGAUCAUGUACCGCGCCGGCUACUCCUACAAGGACGCCCGCCAGGCUCGCAUCCUCGCCUUGCGCGUCACACACGAGCACUUUCUCGGUCUCUUGCAGCGCGGCGUCCUUUCCCACGGCGAGACUGUAGCAGCGACAACCGCCGCCGCGACCAGGAUCAGAACGGCGCCGGGCCGCAACGACAUCGUUCGCAUUCAGUGGGACCCGGAGCGCACACCGGCACUGCAGAGGCUGCCGUACCGCAGUAUCCAGAUUGGCAUCCCGGGCAGCCUGAGCGAGCGCUGGGUGAGCGAGUGGAUCGUCUCUAUAGAGGACGUCACGGAGACGGCAAAGGACCUCAAGAGGACGCUGGAUGAGAACGACCAUGUGCCACUCGAGCUGCUGAUUGCGCGGGGUCUCGUUCCUGUCGAGAGGCCGUUUGCUGUCCCCGAUAGCAUCAUGACCAAGUUGGGCAUGACACGACCAGAUCAGAGUCCUUGA
Molecule: messenger RNA, 666 nt
Organism: Beauveria bassiana ARSEF 2860
Lineage: Eukaryota; Fungi; Ascomycota; Sordariomycetes; Hypocreales; Cordycipitaceae
Product: ATP-dependent RNA helicase DHX8
Exons: 1
Coding region: 1-666 (221 amino acids)
Source: RefSeq, a predicted model, not a curated record